AUGGACCGCACCGCGGGGCUCUCCUCUGAUAGCAGCUCUAGCACCACACAGUCUCAGGAUGCAUCAGGGGCCAAUGUGGCCCUUCUUAACGCAGCAGGGCAUUCUGGGGGGUUGAGUUCUGAGGCAGCUGCUGAGGAGGAUGAGGAAGCUCCAGUGGGUGUGGUGGUGCUUGGAGGUCAGGGUCAGAGAGAGGUCAAAGGUGAACUAGCUAAGGUCAUUUACAGCCUAGAUGUAGACCAACCCAGACCUCUGGGACUUGUAGGGUUGGGUGGAAAGGAGGAGGAGGAGGAGGAGGAGGAGGAGGAGACCUCUGGUAACGUCAAUCUGUUCUCUGUGACUCUGGGGGCUUUAAAGAGGGAGGAGGAGGAUGAGACAGAUGUUUUAUUAGGCUGUUCCAAACAGGAGCAGAAGCCUCUACUUCCCAUAGACUCCUUACAGAGGAUAUUAGGACAGGACAGCAUGAGAUCACAGGGUGAGAUACAGGAAGAUACAGGGCUAGUACUGACACCGCCGCAGACAGACUGCACACACACACACUCUGGAUAUUCAGUUAGACGUGCUGCCAGCUGCACAGGGGCAUUCUCUGACUGACUUCCUGGUAACGCACACUGGCACUGCGCAGUCUCACAAUGAGACAGAGGAGGAGGAAGAUUUCUCA
Messenger RNA from Coregonus sp. 'balchen', 658 nucleotides. The record is from the annotation of a GenBank genome assembly. NCBI's taxonomy places the organism in Eukaryota, Metazoa, Chordata, Actinopteri, Salmoniformes, Salmonidae.